GCCACAUACAUAUAUUGCUCAAGUUAUUGUCACCAUUCCCAAAUGGAAUUUCAUUAAUAAUAAAAAAAAAGUUGCAUGCAAAAAAUAUACUAACUGAAUAGGAAGAGUAGCGAUUCAUCUGCUAUCUCUUUCCAAAAUAUUUAUCUAUGGCUCCAACUCUUACUUCAAACUCAUUUCUACUUACAACCCCACCCCACCCAAGAUUAUCAUUCAAGAAUUCAAGAUUCACUGUGUUUGCAAAGAAAUCUGGACAAUUCCCAUCUUUUCGUUUUGGCAAAUCAUCAGCUGAUGAGUCUUCUAAUGAGGAAAAUCAAGAAACUACAAGCAGUUCUGACAACCCCUUCAAGUUUGAUUUUGGGAAGUUACCUGAUGUGACGUCUUUGAUACCUAUUAGCACCAACCCUUCUUCUGGUUUGGCUUUUGGAAGGCAAAGGGCAAAAGAUCCUGGAACAGUGUUUGUUGCUGGUGCAACGGGGCAAGCUGGUAUCCGCAUUGCACAGACAUUGCUUCGUGAAGGUUAUAGUGUUAGAGCUGGAGUUUCUGACCUUGGUGCAGCACAAGAACUAGCUCGUUUAGCCGUUAGCUACAAGGUAAUCUCUAACGAUGAGUCGAAACGCCUGAAUGCUGUUGCAUCCACAUUUCAAGAUGAAGAAUCAAUUGCAAAAGCAAUCGGAAAUGCUAGCAAAGUUGUGGUUACUAUUGGUAAGGGAGAGAACGGUCCCACGACCGAAGUCACCACAACAGAUGCUGUGCAAGUUAUAGAAGCUGCACAAUUAGCUGGUGUCGGGCAUGUAGCCAUUGUCUAUGAUGAAUCUUCUCCAGUAGGCUCUACCUACAAUGUGCUCGAUGGAAUUACGUCUUUCUUCAACAAUCUGUUCUCAAAAUCUCAACCGUUGACGAUAACGGAGUUUCUGCAGAAGAUAGUGGAGACAGAUCUAAGCUAUACGCUCAUAAAAACCAGCUUAACAGAUGAUUUCUCCCCUGAGAGCUCAUACAAAAUCGUCGUCUCAGCUGAAGGGAGUGCUAGUGCUGGUGCUGACGUCUAUAAAGUGGCGAAGUCUCAGAUAGCUAAGCUAGUGGCGGAUGUUUUCUCCAACACGGCGGUGGCAGAAAAUAAGGUUGUGGAAGUCUCUACUGAUCCGACAGCAACAUCAAAGACUGUGGAUGAACUUUUUAGCGGCAUUCCUGAGGAUGGUCGGAGAAACGCUUAUGCAGAAGCCCUUGAAAAAUUGAAAGCUGAGGAAGAAGCUCGACGAGCAACUGAAGAAGCCAAGAUACAGGAAGUAGAAGCGAAGAAGCUCGAAAAGCAAGGAGCAAAGGCUGCUAACAUUGGAAAAGAACCUGAAGAGACGGCAUCAUCAGCUACCGGUGCAGGAUUUUCAUUCGAAAAGUUUAGCUCACAACUCAAAUCAGCUGUUGAAAAGAAAGAAGCAAAGGGUGCUAACAUUGAAAAAGAAGCUGAAGAGAAGAUGUCGUCAGCUGCCGGUCCAUCUGUUGAAAGCCUAUUGAACCAAGUAAAAGGCUUAAGUGCAGGAUUUUCAAUCGAAAAAUUCAGCUCACAACUCAAAUCAGCUGUUGAAAAGGCCAGUGAGGAAUCGGACGUGAAAGUUGCUACCGUUAGGGGGCAGGCCAAGGCCAAGAAGUUGCCUGCUCAGAAAGCAGUGGUGAAAACGCCUCCAAGGAAACCGUUUGCUUCGAAAACGAAGGAGGCCCCGGAAAAACCAGCUAAACAAACAGAGACUGCAACAGAGAAGAGGAAGAUUUUCGGCGGGCUGUUUCAGCAAGAAACCAUCUAUGUGGAUGACUGAGAUGACUAAGAGAAGGCUAAAUCUUAAUUUUCUUUAUUUCAUUUUAGCCCAAUUAUGAGGUUAAAACAAUGAUUUAACUGAGGCUGAGUGAGAAGCAUGUAAAUCCCUGCACAUUUUCUGUGGAUCUUAGAUUGUAUAUUUGCCUGAAAUGCAACAUUUAAGGCACUUGUUCA
This is a messenger RNA of Lycium ferocissimum, 1981 nucleotides long. Its product is annotated as protein PLASTID TRANSCRIPTIONALLY ACTIVE 16, chloroplastic. The record is from RefSeq and is a predicted model, not a curated record. The transcript has 6 exons. Lineage: Eukaryota; Viridiplantae; Streptophyta; Magnoliopsida; Solanales; Solanaceae. The coding region runs from base 147 to 1808 and encodes 553 amino acids.